AUGCCUGAAACAUCAUCUGCAUUAGGUCUGUCAACACCACAGAUGCAAGUGCGGACCUGCAACCUGUGUCGUCAGCGCAGAGUCAAGUGCGACCGCCAGCUCCCACGGUGCUCCAACUGCCUGCGGUCCGAAGGCAACUGUGUCUACCCACCCGGCCGGGGCAGGGCGCCCAAGAGACCAAGACACGGCGUAGAUCCCCAGCUCUCUGAACGUCUCUGUCGCCUCGAGAGUAUCAUCAACCAAUUCGGCGCAGCUGCACAGGAGAAUCACCAGGCUCAAGAAACCUCUCGCGCUCGGGGAGCGAGCGAGACCCAUCCAUUCGAUGUAGACUUCAGUCGUCUCAAAGUUGAUGAAUCGAAAAGCUACUACGUGAACAAUGCCCUUUGGGUCACAUUGUCCAAUGAGGUUGAGGAACUCCGUGACCUCUUAUUUGAGCCCGCAAGCGAAGAUGGCGUUCACGAUCCGGCGCCGUCAACGUAUUCCGGCCAUUCUUCAUCCACCACCACCACUACUACCCCCAGCUGUCACUCCUCGCAGCUGGGGCUGAAUGCCGCUAUCUUUGGCUAUCGAGCCAUUGCCUCCUCCCUCCAGCAUCUCCACCCUUCAUUGCCUCAGGCUGUCACUCUUUUCGCCGCAUUCACGGAGAAUGUUGCGCCACUAGUCCGCAUCUUCCACAUGCCUACGUUGACACACGUCUACUGGGACGCCAUUGCUUCACUUGACUCUCUUGAUAAGCAUACCGAGACCCUCAUCUUUGCUAUUCACUACUCGGCUGUGGUUAGUCUUACCCCGGAACAGUGUCUCAGCAUUCUCCAUGAGACGCGUGAAGCUGCCCUGGAGAGGUACCGGUUGGCCGUGCAACAAGCACUCGCUCGUGGCAACCUGCUCAACACCCAGAGCAUGACGGUGCUACAGGCUGCAGUGCUCUUCUUAUCUGCAUUGCCUAACGAGGACGACUCGCGCGCCGCGUGGUCGCUGACAUCACUCAUCUACCACAUUGCACGAACCAUGGGUCUGCACCGUGACGGGACGGUAUUCGGGCUCAAACCCUUCGAGACGGAGUUGCGUCGACGCCUGUGGUGGCAGAUCUGCAUCAUCGAUAGCCGCUCGUCCGAGUAUCACUGCAACGAGCCUAUCGCGCAGGGCUUUGCCAUGGAUACCAAGCCACCCCUCCACAUUAACGACGUUGACUUGUCGCCCGAGAUGGUAGAGCCUCCAGCUGAGCGAUGGGACCAUGCAACAGAUAUGACACUUUCCUUGAUUCGGUGCGAAGCCAUACAGACAGCUUGGAAGCUAGGACUUGUAAAGCAGAAGCAGCCUAGACGGCCGGGUAGUAGCAAUGCUCCAGCAGCAGAUGACUCCGGAGAACCUGCUAAAAAAUGUCGGGUCUUGAUCCAGAACCUGGAAGCGAGCUUACGCGGCAAAUAUCUGCCCAUCUGCGACACCUCUGUGCCAUUCCAGCUCCUGUCUUCAGCGGUAGCCCGCAUUAUCCUGGCACGUUUCUGGCUCACAACACAAUAUUCCGUGGCGUCACGCGAGUAUCAAGCAGAAAACAUGAAAAACAAGAGCCGCUUAUUCCCUGGAACCCCUGCGAGCGCCGGCCAGUUAGAGAACAACAUGCGCGACGACCUCUUCCGAACUUCCAUCGAGAUACUAGAAGUAUCGGGCAUGCUUCUAACAAAUAGAGACAUCAUGAAAUGGACGUGGUACUCAACGACACACAUCCAAUGGGGUGCGAUGGCAUUUGUACUUUCUGAAUUAUGCGCCCGGCCUCAAUCUCCCGAGUGCGAUCGCGCGUGGGACUGCGUGACGACCGUGUACGACGGGUGGAAAGGCAGCGGAGAUCAAGAAGACGAGAGCCGCCUCGCCCUCUGGCGACCUAUCAGGCGGCUCAUGGCCAAGGUCCGCUAUGUGAGAGAAAUACAACGGACGGAUCGGGGAUGGCCGGUACAGGCUGACCGGAGGGCUCAGCGCCAUGACCCUAUCCCGUGCCCGCCCGCCGCAGGAUUUCUCUCGCAUUAUCCUGAGACGACGCACACCAGUGCUUGGCCUACACCGCCACAUCGGACAACUAUGCCAACGUCUGAGCCCUCACUGUCUGGGUUUUCCUCGGUUCCGUAUAGCAAGGAGACUUCAGGUGCUCUCCAGGGAGUUCUUGGCACCGAAACGCUGAGCCCCUUCAUAGACUUCCUCCCAGACUGGUCCUGGGUAGAUGAUGAUGGUGAUACCGCGUCAUCAUUUUCUGGCGUUGAUCUUGGGCUCCCUUCGAGGUUAUCUUGA
Aspergillus alliaceus is the source of this 2280-nucleotide messenger RNA. RefSeq lists its product as uncharacterized. Bases 1 to 2280 code for a protein of 759 amino acids. The transcript has 3 exons. Gene Ontology annotation, molecular function: zinc ion binding; DNA-binding transcription factor activity, RNA polymerase II-specific; DNA binding. The record is from RefSeq and is a predicted model, not a curated record. Gene Ontology annotation, biological process: regulation of DNA-templated transcription; DNA-templated transcription. NCBI's taxonomy places the organism in Eukaryota, Fungi, Ascomycota, Eurotiomycetes, Eurotiales, Aspergillaceae.